Molecule: messenger RNA, 1239 nt
Organism: Closterium sp. NIES-65
Lineage: Eukaryota; Viridiplantae; Streptophyta; Zygnematophyceae; Desmidiales; Closteriaceae
Source: the annotation of a GenBank genome assembly
AUGAUUCCGACUGGGAACCAUCGGCGUCUCACCGUGACGGCCCCGCUAGUGCAGCUCUUGUUACUGAUACCCCUCGUCAACAGUGCGGCGGGUCUCGCGCCCCCACCAAGGAGCGCCAAGUGUGAUUAUUCCAACGGGUUAUGGAUGCGAGGCGGCAAGCGCUUCCCGCGCUACACCACGACGGAUGGCCAGAAGCGUGUCAAGUGCCCGUACGUACGGAGCGAGUACUCGUGCGAGCGUAACAACCGGCCCGACUGGCAUUACAAGCUGUUCAGGUGGCAGCCGUACGGUUGCUCGCUGUCGUACUUCAGCCCGUCGGGUUUCAAGUUCAUAAUGAAGAACAAGAAAAUGCUGCUGGUGGGCGACUCCAUGAUGUCCAACUUCCACGAGGCGCUGCUGUGCGCCAUUCACACGGGCGGGUUCAGAGGACAGCCAUACACAGUGGACAUCGGCCUGACGAACAACAUCAAGGGCAUGCGCUUCCCGGCCUUCUCCUUCUCCCUCGAGUACUACAACUCGCCCUACCUCGUGCAGUCCCGCCGCCGCCAGACCACUGUCUCCGCCAAGCGCGGCGGGCACGGGUUUGAAGUCAACGUGGACAAGAUGGAUCCCAAGUUGGAGUCUAUCCUGGGGAAGUACAACGUUGUGGUCUUUGCCACGGGGGUCUGGUGGCUGCAGAACGUCCCGCGCCGCACGCAGCCGAAUAUUUUCCUCGUGAACGGGCAGGAGCGGAACCUUUCGAACGUGGCCGCGCACCAAUGGGGGCUCUCCACUGUGGUCAACUCCAUCAAAAACUUGAAUUUCCGCGGCGUGCCGAUGUUCCUCUCUUUCUCGCCAAACCACUCAGGUGCAAAAGGGAAUCCGCAGAAAGGUGUGAUGCUAGGGAGGGGGACCCAUGCAGACUGGAUUGGAGCAUGUGGGGCCUGGUAUCCUAUCAGCAGCACUAAAAAGUACUCAUAUUCUCUCGAUACUGCGAGCGAGUACAGGGAUGCGCAGAAGUCCACACUUUCUGGUACGCCCAUUCGAUUUAUUCAGGUGACUGAUUUGAGUGGGGUCAGGCCUGACGGGCACUUAGGCCCGUGGCACGAGCAGAGGGAGAACAAAGGAAGCAAGUCUCCUGGAGGGCAGGGGGAAUCUCCGUUCAGUGGGGACUGCACGCACUGGUGCUUGCCUGGGGUUCCCGACACUUGGGUUGAUAUGCUCUACACCCACCUGCUUCUGGAGCCAUCGAUCUUCUAG